UAAUUCAAAAGUAUUUUAUUGCUUCUGUUUUUCACUAACCUCUUUUACUGAUAAAUAUUUUGAUUUCUCAGAAGAGACAUACAUGGCAUAGUAGUAAAUUCAAUUGAAUAAGAGAUGUGGCGCAAUCAGCUGUUCCUUCCUUCAAGGAUACUUGAACGCUUGAAUCAGGUGCAUAUAACUUUGUCUCACGAAACCAAGAGAAACAUUUUAAAUGAUUUUGGGGAAUACUCAACAGAGAAAAUCAUCCAAGGCAUUGCUGAAGGAAAAGACGGAAAGCUGAAUGGUGACAAUUUAGAUCUCUACGUUACCACUAACGAUAUCCGGAUGGACAAUAGGAACCAAGAUUACCACUUCUUUGCAACUGAUUUAACUUUUGAUAGGGUUAAUGUUCAAGAUCUUGAUGACUCAAAACCAGUUGGUGAUGCAGAAAACAUUACAUACAAAAACUUUGUACCAUCACCAAAUGAAAUCUCCAAGUAUAAGGAGUCAUUGAAAGUUCUUUUGGGAAGGAUCUUGUGCGAGUACUUUGACCAUUUCAGUUGGAUGAAAACAAUUAUACCUGCACAUAUUCCCCACGAUCAAAAGAAUGCCAUGUCCAAAAAAUCUGAAGUCUUUAUCUUACCUGUCUUGCUUAAGAAUGAAACAUCACUAUCUGAUUGUAUUCAUAUCUUGAAAUCCUAUGAACAACAGCUGACAUCAUGGUAUACAAAAGCUGGAAGAGCAUCAGAACUUGAUGAUAUAAAGGUUCCAGUUGGUGGAGAUCAAUUAACGAGAGUCCGCCUACAGUCAGCCAAGGCGUUGCAAGAUGGGGCCUUGACAGCAACAGACAGACUAGAACACCUAGAUCCUAUGAUUGUGGAAAUGUUUCAUACAUUAAUGGAUCUAUUAGAGAAAUUGUACAAGCAUUUUUUUAAUACUGCAAGUGGUAGAGAGAAAGGAACACUCUACCACAUCAAGGUGCUUAUUGAAAGAUCGAACGUCAAUGGAAAAGUAAAGUCUCGUUUUGAAGCUCAUGAGGACUUCAUAUUAACAGUUGGCUCUGCGUACUUCUUGUCAUAUACACUCCACUUUUUUGGAAUGAAAACCUUGACAGACGAGCCACAGCACCCAUUAUUAUCAAAGAAAAACAUGAAAAUGCUGCAUAAUCCAAAAAAGGAGGAAAUUUUUUCUCAGCUACUUGGAGAAAUAGUUGACGGGUUGAUGUUGGCAUUUCCCGAAAAACCACAAUUUCCAUUAACAGUGGAUAUAUUGGGAGCCUGUGUCAAUGUGAACAGCACAAUAAAUGAAAAAGGCUUAUUAAAUUUCGAACUAGAAAUUAACAAUAAGAAAUACCUAUUUCGACUAACACCAGAGCAAGUUAAAAGAGGAGAGACGAUAACUCUUUCGGUGUCAAAUAAUGAAAUUCCAAUAACAAUUUCACAAGCGGAACCCAAAGAUGAAGACACAGAUGGUUUACAAAAUUAUGUAAUGCAAUUUCUCCAGUGGUAUUUCAUAAUUUUAACAUUAAAAGAUGCCAUCAAAGAGGGAGAUUCUUGUAGAACAAACAUCACUCUGAAAUUCUGCAUACCAAUAUUUUUCAGUCAUUCAGUGUACUCCAAGUAUUUGGAAGAGUGUAUUGAUUAUAUUCUAAAAACAGAGAUAAUGCUGUCAGAAAAGAUGGCAAUGAAAGUUCGAUAUGGUUCAUUUGUAAAUAUUAGUGGACGUGGAGGUGAAAAUAAAGCAGCAGAUUUGCAGAAAGAGAACGAAGUUAUGGUAUUAAAGGAGUUAAUACGGGGGCUAGGCUCCAAUAAAACUGAAAAAGCCAUCGUUACAAUCACAAAAGCAGCACCAGUCAUACAAGAUGUUGUAUGUAAUUUUGAUAGAAUGCUUGGCCUUCGCGAUAAAAAGACACAUCACAAGAAACGUUCAUUUCAGGACGAUGUAAAAUGUAUUCUCAAAGAACUUCUUACUUUGAAAAUUUGGGAAAAAACAAAUGGAAGACAAUUGGAGAACUCUCCAAAAAUAGCAUUGUCUCCUUUUGCUGUGGAUACAAUCCAUUUCAAGGAUGUGGUAAUGAAAAAAGUACAAAGACUGAAAAGAGGAAUAGUUAUCCCUUCAACAGCAACUAGUGAUGAUGAAAGUGACACAGAAUGA
Molecule: messenger RNA, 2133 nt
Organism: Saccostrea cuccullata (small rock oyster)
Lineage: Eukaryota; Metazoa; Mollusca; Bivalvia; Ostreida; Ostreidae
Exons: 6
Coding region: 115-2133 (672 amino acids)
Source: RefSeq, a predicted model, not a curated record